Messenger RNA from Anguilla anguilla (European eel), 6356 nucleotides. RefSeq names its product amyloid beta (A4) precursor protein-binding, family B, member 2b (gene apbb2b). Gene Ontology annotation, molecular function: transcription factor binding; amyloid-beta binding. The record is from RefSeq and is a predicted model, not a curated record. Gene Ontology annotation, biological process: regulation of DNA-templated transcription. Gene Ontology annotation, cellular component: cytoplasm; nucleus. NCBI's taxonomy places the organism in Eukaryota, Metazoa, Chordata, Actinopteri, Anguilliformes, Anguillidae. The coding region runs from base 386 to 2935 and encodes 849 amino acids. The transcript is spliced from 20 exons.
UGCUUAGCACUGUGAUUGGAGCGUUCAGUUCCGGAGCGACUGGAGCUGAAACCUCGGCGACGUUGGGAGGCAGUGACAUCUGGGAGGCGAACAGCAGAGGAAAACAGCUCCAGAGAUCUAGGUUGAAGCUGUUGCCUGAAAGGUGGACCCAACCUAGCUGAUGUGAAGGCAUUUCUCUACAGUGUGGAAGUGGCUAUAGACUUCCAAAAGAAAGAGGAAGCACCCCCCUUUGUAAGGACCACAGUGGCGGGAGGGAUUGUGAUGUACUGAAGUUCCCAAUAUGGGCAGACGCCACCCUGGAGAACUGUAUCCCUUUGAUAACUCAGAUUUGUAAUUAUUGCCCGCCUCUCGUGCUUUGGCCUGCUGACGUCUCCUCCGGUGGUUCAUGUCUGAAGUGCUUCCAGUUGACUCCUCCUCCAUCAUGAUGUCAGUGUGCGUACCGCAGUCCCACAGCACCUCCCCUGGACCGGACGUAGCCAAUCGCGGCAGCCCCCUGCCCACCCCGCCCACCUCCCUCAGCCUGCGCUCCUCCCACAACCAGCUGCUGAACUGCGAUGUCAUCAAGCAGGGUGCCAGUGAGCUGCGCGGCUCAGCCACCCCGCCCAAGUGUCGCAAGAAAUACGCCCUGACCAACAUCCAGAGCGCCAUGGGGCUGGGGGAGCCGCUGCUGCCGGCCGGCGCCCCCUCUUCCACCUCCUCCACCUCCUCCUCCUCCUCCUCCGCCUCUUCCGCCAACCCCAAACUGGCCAAGAACGGCGCCAACCAGCUCCGCAAGGCGGCGGAGCAGAAUGACCUCAACAAGAACGUGACCACCGUGGACCCGACGGACGGCGGCGAGGACGAGAGCGACGGGUGCAACAACGUCCCCGAGAAGCCGGAGGGGAAGGAGACCAAGGCCCCGCCGCCGAGGAGCAAGAGCCUCCUGGACUACUACGCCUCCGACCCCCCCGACCCGCCCAAGGAGGACGACCCCGCCUUGCCGCUGCUGGCUGGGGACGAGACGCACCGCCCGCCCCCGACUCCGCCCAAGCAGCCCAGUCCCGGCUACGCCCCCCCGCUGUCCGCCGCCUCCUCUUCCUCCAGCCCCGAGACCAAGAAGGACCGGCCCAGGAACGGGGCCAAAACGGACUGCGCCCUCAACCGAAUCCAGAGCCUGGCCCCCAGCGAUGAGGACUCCAGCUGGACCACCCUGUCCCAGGACAGCGCCUCCCCUGUGUCCCCUGAGGAAGCAGACGUGUGGAGCGACCAGACCUUCCAGACGGACCCAGAUCUGCCGCCGGGAUGGAAGAAGAUCACGGACAUGGCGGGGGUCUAUUACUGGCACAUCCCCACCGGCACCACGCAGUGGGAACGCCCAACCGCUCGGCCCGGUGCCGCCGCCGCCGCCGCCCCCGCCCUCGACUCCAAGCCCGCGCCCUCCUCCCCGCAGGUGGCCCACAAGCCCUCGCUGGGGUCCCCCGACACACCCACCACCCCGGAAAACGAGCAGCACGCCGAGGUGUUUUUCGGGGCGUCCCAGCGCUCGGACAGCACCGCCUCCGACAGCUCGGUGGAGCGGGUGCCCCCCUCUUCCUCGUCUGACAUCUCUGUGCCCUCCUGCGGGUUCGUCAACACCUGCUACUUCCCCCGCUCACCGUCAUCACAGAUCAUGGCAGAGCAAGAGAGUCAUCCAGAGUUCCUGCAGGAGGAAGACGACAAGAAACAGCCGUGGACUGAUUUUGCUCUUCUGAGCGGGGGAAAGAUUGAUAGUGAGAUUUGGAAGGACCUGCAGGCGGCGACGGUCAACCCCGACCCCAGCCUGAAGGAGUUCGAGGGAGCUACCCUACGCUACGCCUCGCUCAAGCUGAGACACCAACCACACUCAGAUGAAGAGGACACGCGCAGCGUCAACAGUGACCCAGAAUCCAAGUGCUUCGCCGUGCGCUCCCUGGGCUGGGUGGAGAUGGCGGAGGAGGACCUCGCGCCCGGGAAGAGCAGCGUCGCCGUCAACAACUGCAUCCGCCAGCUCUCCUACUGCAAGAACGACAUCAGGGACACCGUGGGCAUAUGGGGAGAGGGGAAGGACAUGUACCUGAUUCUUGAGAACAACAUGCUGAACUUGGUGGACCCCAUGGACCGCAGCGUGCUCCACUCCCAGCCAAUCGUCAGCAUCCGCGUCUGGGGCGUCGGCCGCGACAACGGCAGAGAGAGGGAUUUUGCCUAUGUAGCGAGAGACAAAGACACCCGGAUACUAAAAUGUCAUGUGUUCCGAUGUGACACCCCUGCAAAAGCCAUCGCCACAAGUCUUCACGAAAUCUGUUCCAAGAUUAUGGCCGAGCGCAAGAAUGCCAAAGCUGUAGCCGGCAGCUCCCUGCAAACGGGCUCUGACGUCCCUCUCCAGGCAGAGUUCCCCACACCAAAGACAGAGCUGGUGCAGAAGUUCCAUGUCCUGUACCUGGGAAUGAUGCCUGUGGCCAGGCCCAUAGGAAUGGACAUGCUCAACGGAGCCAUAGACAGCAUAAUCUCCUCCUCCGAGAAGGACGACUGGACACCCGUCAUCCUCAACGUGGCCGACGCCACCGUCACCGUCAUCAAAGACAAGCAGGAGGACGAGGAGGUGCUGAUGGAGUGCCGGGUGCGUUUCCUGUCCUUCAUGGGCGUCGGCCGCGACGUGCACACCUUCGCCUUCAUCAUGGACUCGGGGAGCCAGCACUUCGAGUGCCACGUCUUCUGGUGCGAGCCCAACGCCGGGAGCGUCUCCGAGGCCGUGCAGGCCGCGUGCAUGUUGCGAUACCAGAAGUGUCUGGUGGCCCGGCCCCCUUCCCAGAAAGCCUGCUCGUCCUCCCCGCCCCCGGACUCUGUGACCCGGCGGGUGACCACCAGUGUGAAGCGGGGCGUUCAGUCCCUCAUUGACACUUUGAAACAGAAAAGGCCAGUGGGCGAACUCCCCCAGUAGUGAUCGUUAGCAGAGCAAAAAAAAAGUCAGUAAUAAGAAUAAUAAUAACAAUAAUAAUAAAUAACGUACAAGCCUUGCAUCACACUACAGCGCAAACGGGGUUGGGGGGGUGGGAGGAGGGGAAACGGCGACGGGCAAACAGUACAAAGAAUUCUACGAGACGACCGCGAAGCGCGAUUCGAGCGACGGCGAGGAGACAAGGGCGAGCCACCCCCCCCAUGCCCCCAAGCGUCCAUCGACCCUCCCCACCCACCGCGCUUUCUCCCGUCACCCGCGUGCGGCCCACAGCAUGCCUGGCCACGCCCCCGCCCCCAAACCAGCCACGCCCAGCAUCUACCGUGUGUCAAACCGAGGAAGUGCAUGAGGUUGUUAUUAAAUUUUUUUUUUUUUUUUACAAAUUUGUUUCCAUAGCGAUGGAUUUGCAGCUUCACAGCCCGAAAGAAGCACGAACACCCCACUUUUUUUUUUUUUUUUUAACGUUCGUUCUUUGAUGUCUGCUUUUGUGUUUUUCUGAUCCGGAGCGCAGCCAACACAGUCAUCCUUUCGUGCCAUAUUGGUGAUCUUAGUCUAAAACCAACUGUGCUCCGGAGUGCUCCGCGCUUCUCAUCCCUUGCCUUUAUUAGCGCUGAAAUAGACAGCCAAGAGCCAUAUCUGAGAGAGCUAAAACUGACUGAAGCCAUUCAUCCACAGAAACGCUGGGUGUAUUCCCCCCCACCCCACCCCCCACCCCCCCAUUCCCGCACCCCCCCGCCCACUUCUUAUUCUUUUAAGUCCCCGAAACAGAGACAACGCUCCUUUGAAGGUGGAUGCACUGUUCUGUUCUUCGUUUAAUUUUUUAUUUUUUUAUUUUGGAAACCACCCCAUCCUCACAGCACAAAGAGGCUCAGGUGUGAGAGAGCGGAGCUGCUUUCACCCGUAACCCCGACGGCUCCGCGUUCAGAAAGGCAGGAGACAAAAAACCCGAAGGCUGGGGAACGUUUGAAGAUAAAAAAAGAAUGUGACUUCUGUUUUAAUUUCUGACUAUUUUAUUUUAUUUUAUUUUAUUUUAUUUUAUUUAAUCUCACCGCUGCAGCUUGAAACUCCACAGACUGGACGAUUUGAAUUUUAAGGCGGACAACGUGCUCUUUGGAACUAUCUUGGUAAUGUGACACCAGUGUGUCGUUGUGAAUUUUGUGGAAGGGAGGGGGGCGGGUGUGGAUGAGGGAUGGGGUGCCAGCUCAUCCCGGAGACGAUACCCUAAAUCAAGGCGCACUGGAUUUACAUCAAACCUACGAAGUGAAAAAAUACCGAUAGCAAGAGCCUGAAGGUUCGACUGUCGUCUCCUUGCUCCUGUGCAUGUUGGACAGUAAUGCCACCUUGUCUCUCAUAAAUGUCCUUGCACUCUCUCCUAUUCUUGUUGUUCAACCAGCAGUGAUUUUUUUACAGGAAGUUGAAAGGUGUAACAGUGGGAGAAAGCCACGUGUACAGAUCUAUAUAUAAAAUUUUGCAUACAUUUAUCACUUUAUAAGCCAUUUUUAUUUUCUCUUAUUUCUCUUGUCUUGAAAGCCUUGAAAGAUAUUUGUUGAAACACUUUCUUCUGGCCAAAGUGUAAAGUAUCGAUGUACGUGUUGUGGAUGAUCAGAAAUGAAAAAACUACAAACAAAAAAAAAAAACUACAAAAAAAAAAAAAAACGCUAAGACCCAUAUUGUUGAGAUUUUAUUUUUACUGUGGUUAGGCCAAUUAGCUGUAAUGUAUCUAGAUGUUAAUGAAACGUUAUCUAUGCAUUCUGUCUAUCUAGUGGAUCUCAGAGGCAUACAGCAAAAAGUCACUUGCCUUGCAUGUCCCGUGACAAUUUAUUACAAAAAUUAUGGAAAUCGGAGAAAAAAAUGAAAGGAUUUUUACGUUUUUAUUUAUUAUGUUUUCUAUGACAGUAUACUGGUUUUUGUUAUGUUGGACAAUUGGUUCUGUUAUCCUGUAAGAACAGUGUCACUCACAACGUAGCCAGCACUAAUGAACUGUGUGAAGUCUGAAGCUGUGCGGUCCAUGUGUAAACACAGAAUCACCAGGAUGAUAGACAAGCAAUUGGUUUUGGAACCAGCCAGGCUAUGCCCACCUGUAGGGGGCGCCACAGGUGUGUCAUUUGAGACCCGUCGGCUCGGCACCACGUUCUGUGGAGAACCGGGCUUUUAAAGUAAUAUAUUUGCAGAUUGCGGUAUUAACUGUAUAGCAUAAUGCUGAAACGUCGCCCCAGAGGAGAACUAUGGUGAGAGUAGCUCCAGGAUUGUGUACCUCUGUGUCAUUCCUUCAGACCACCCAAGAAGGGUGCAGUCCCCCCCCCCAAAAAAAAUCAUUUUCUAAUGUGUAUGUUCAACUAAUGUUCUAUCCUUAAGUUCAGAAUUCAUAUAUACUUGCAUUGCCAACUUAAACUCUAAAUUUGUUACCUCAAAUGACUAAAUCAGGAGUCUAAUUUUUUUAUUGUUCACAUAAUUCAAGGGUAUGAAUUCAUUAAUGGAGAGUUCAAACUAAUGAAUGGUUUGAAGUUGUAAUUUUAGGGUUCAAGUUGGGUUUGAGAUUUCAUAUUCAUUUGAGGGUUCAAAUCAGUAAUUUGACGGUACAGGUGUAUCUAUUAGUAUGUAGAGGAUUGUAAUGAUUAAUUUGAGGGCACUAAGUACCAAUGUGCCUAUUUGUAAAUCGAGGGUUCUGAAUUAUAAUUUGUGGGUAUCAAUUAAAGGAUCUUGUCAUUUUUAUUUUAUUUUUAUUUUUUUGACAGUGUUCUUUUCAAGCCUCCUUACAGUACAUUCCCGAGGGCUCCUCAUCGUUUAAAUAAUUUUAAAAAAUGUUUUAAAUAAAAACGUAAUCUCGUAUUGAGGCCCAAAAAUGAUUAUUUUCACUUUGUACGGUUGUAUAGGACUUGUGACUUCGCUCGUGUUGUAUACAUGACAGCAUUCAUAUCUGAUGUAAAGGAAAAUUUAAUGAAUGGUAAAGUGGAGUGUCCUUUAUGACCGUGUACAUCACACUUACCCUUGGAGUCAGUAAAAUUAGCCGAGUCACCUUGUGCUAUUCGGUUCAGCGUUGGGUUGAUAUGGCAGGGACUUUGUUUUUUGGAUUGGAUAAGGAUUUCCCUUAACACAGGAGAUUCGAUCGAGGUCAGCGUUUGCUGGCAGCAGUAGUUCUGACUUGAGUUCUUUGAAGCCACAAUUCCAGCAUCAGACCAGCUGCAGAAAACGCUUCGGUCAUUAAUAAAAAGGUUUUGUUUUUUUGACCUUCUUUUUUUAUUAUUAAAUCCCUGGAGGUUUUUAAUGAAUUUCGCCGGCGUCCCAAAUGCAAGAUGUCUAACAGCAUAAGCCUGGAAAAUAGAAAAGAUGGUUUCCUCUGCUCUUCACAAAAUUUGACACCAUAUAAAUGUAAUCUGUUGUGAGAAUAAAGUGAAUAUUAAAACAA